AAGUUUUCAUUUGAUUAUUUUUCAAAACUUUCGACGAUGUGUCGAUGAACUUAGUUCUUUGUAUGACGAAAAACACAAUCAAAAAAUUCAUUUUAUCACAGUAUUUAAUCGUUAGCUAAACAGCAAUCGACCGUGUGGGUGUUCCAAGAUGAGCCAAAUCCAACAAAAGUUGUUCGAGUACGAAGCACUUCGAAGCAAAUUGUCGCCUGUUUCAUCGGGAGAAUGGGUCAUGUCGCCAUUGUUCCCCUAGAGCAACGUAGGACUGUCAAUUUUGAGUGGUACACGACCAUUUUUUUGUCGGAGGUCUUCGGAGAAAUUCGCAAAACCAACUGCCCAGCACGAAUCAUUUUUUAUCGUGUCAAUGCGAGCUCUCACACAUCUCGACAAAUAGUCCUGACUUGGCACCCAAUGACUUCUUUUUAUUCCCUCACAUCGAAGAAACGGGGUGGUUUACGAUUUACGAGCGCUGAAGAAGCAGUUGUGAUAUCACAGGAGUAUAUAGGUUACAUCAACCAUAAACUCACGUCCGACACAUGACUCAAAUGCUGCCCGCCAGAUAGUAUCUAACGGGAGGCAUUAGAAGUUUCGGUCUAAUAGUUGCUGUAGAAGGAAUGGAGCGCUGUUAAUUUAUCCAGAUUUGGAUGCAGUUAUAUUAACAACAGAAUGUUUUGAUUUUAUUAACGAUCCACCAUUCCAUCAAUAAGAUCAAAGCUACGUUUAAUAUUUCUACAACAGUAGAUGCAAUUUUUGUGGUACUCUUAAAAAUUCCUCGUCUUCCUUAUGUGAAAUAAUGAUGAGGAUGUCGAAACUUCUAUAUAACGCAUAAUUUGAAACGAUAAAUAUUUGCAUACGUUUGUUAUAGAGAAAUUUUAAAGAAAAUUAUAUGCUUAAAAAUAUUUACAAAUUUAAAAGUGGUGAAUAAUACA
Molecule: messenger RNA, 926 nt
Organism: Drosophila miranda
Lineage: Eukaryota; Metazoa; Arthropoda; Insecta; Diptera; Drosophilidae
Exons: 3
Coding region: 223-537 (104 amino acids)
Source: RefSeq, a predicted model, not a curated record